Molecule: messenger RNA, 1692 nt
Organism: Mytilinidion resinicola
Lineage: Eukaryota; Fungi; Ascomycota; Dothideomycetes; Mytilinidiales; Mytilinidiaceae
Exons: 6
Coding region: 91-1593 (500 amino acids)
Molecular function (GO): ubiquitin binding; phosphatidylinositol binding
Source: RefSeq, a predicted model, not a curated record
CGCCCGCUGGUCUAAGGACGCUGCCGUCCCGCCGUCCUUUGCUAUACUCUAUCCCCGCCGCAUCCUUAAAAUUCCCACUAGGCCACCACCAUGGUUCUCAAACGCUUCCAGAGCAUGCUGAACAAGCGCCCGGGCGGCGCCCCGGACGACAGCCUUGCAUCCGAUCUAGAUACACCUGAAGCAAAUGCGGCGCGAGGCGUGCGACUGUUCUGCGAGUCUGGAUCCGCGAACACGGGAGAAGAGGUCCUGCACCUCCCCAUCAUUGUCGAAUCCGCCGUCGCCAGCCCCAAUGCCGCCGCCGCUGCCUGCUCCCAAAUCAAGAAGUUCCUCUCGAAAGAGAACUACACGCGUCCGCAUGUCCAGUACAACGCCAUCAUGCUCAUCCGGAUCUUGGCCGACAACCCAGGCCAGUCCUUCACUAAGAACAUGGACAAGAGCUUCGCCGACACCGUAAAGCACCUUCUACGCAAUGGCCGGGACCCUAGCGUGGGCCAGAUACUCCGCGAGACACUGGACGCUCUCGAGCGGGACAAGGCCUACGACACAAAUCUGAACGCUGUUUUUGCGAUGUGGAGGAAGGAGAAGGGCCUGAUGGCCAGCGCAGGCCACCCCCCACAGUCGUUUGGACCUCGGACUCUGAAUGCUCCUGCGUGGAGUGGUGGCGGUGCACCACCUGGAGUCACGUCCGAAUCCUAUGGCCGGAACUCGAGGCCAGAACGUGCUCUUCCACCACCUACUGAGCUCUCUGCUCGCGUCGAAGAAGCCCGCACAUCUGCCAAACUGCUCCUUCAACUCGUCCAAUCCACUCCUCCGAAUGAGCUACCAGGGAACGAUCUCGUCAAAGAGUUUGCUGAUCGCUGUCUAGCCGCUCAGAGGAGCAUACAAAACUACAUCAACUGCGACAAUCCACCUCCAGACGAUGACACCAUGCUUACGCUCAUCGAAACCAACGAGCAGCUCUCUCUCGCAGCAUCCAAGCACCAACGCGCAGUACUCCAAGCUCGAAAGGUUCUUGGACCCUCUCCCGUUCCUACUCCUCCAAUUUCAACCGCCAAUAACGACUACCCCCUCCCCGCUAUCCCUCAAUCAAGCGCCCCACAAUUACCACCCUUCACGCAAACCAAUUCCAUAAGCCCCCGCGACCCAAACCCAAUACCCGCAUAUACCGCUCCAUCUCCCAUUCCAAUCGCCCUCCAAGCCGCUCCCCACCGCACGCGCACCGCCUCACCAAGUUCUAACUAUCCGGACGACCCCUUCUCAGACCACGGCUCUAACGCCUACGAUCAUCCUGCUUCGCCCAGCAACGCGCCUCCACCACCACCGCCACCUCGCACCUCGGGCUCACCAAAUAGCUACCACCCGGGCUACUCGACUAGUCCGAGCUAUCUCCAGCGUCAGGAAAGCGCGGGCAACAACGUUACCAUGCACGGCGGCGCUUCGCCACCAAACGGAGGAGAGCAGGACGCGUGGAGCAGUGAGCCACGGACGCCAGAGCAGGUGGGGCGGAGGCCGGUGGGAGGAGGAGUAGGUAGGAGGGAGAGUGAGGAUGUAAGUCCGGUUGCGGAGAGAGAACAGGUCACAUACAGGUACUAGUUCUGGCGAUGAUUGUGGUGGUUUCGAGAGAUAUGCUUCAGUUUUGAAGCGGGUUCUUGUGAUGGAGGAGGCUUUUGGCGGUUUUGCUUUAGGCGAUGG